Molecule: messenger RNA, 246 nt
Organism: Saccharomycodes ludwigii
Lineage: Eukaryota; Fungi; Ascomycota; Saccharomycetes; Saccharomycodales; Saccharomycodaceae
Exons: 1
Coding region: 1-246 (81 amino acids)
Source: RefSeq, a predicted model, not a curated record
AUGAGUAGUGAUAGUAGUUCAAUAAUUGUCAAUUUAUACACACCAACAAACAAAAUUUUGGAUAAAACACACUCAAGGACUUUUAUUUAUAAAUAUUUUAGGGGAGUAACUUGGUUAUAUUAUAUACAUUUACCAUGUGCUUUGUUGAGCAAUGUAGACUCCAUUCUAGUCUAUAACAUAUUCAAUUUAGUCAUAUUUUUCUGUGUCUAUGCUGUUUACAAGUAUUUUAGCAAAUUGAUAAUUUAA